This is a messenger RNA of Morus notabilis, 1936 nucleotides long. Its product is annotated as inactive poly [ADP-ribose] polymerase RCD1. The coding region runs from base 41 to 1480 and encodes 479 amino acids. Lineage: Eukaryota; Viridiplantae; Streptophyta; Magnoliopsida; Rosales; Moraceae. Gene Ontology annotation, molecular function: NAD+ poly-ADP-ribosyltransferase activity. The transcript has 4 exons. The record is from RefSeq and is a predicted model, not a curated record.
GUGAAUUUCCCUCGCGUUUUGAUUCAGAGCUGUAGAAUCCAUGGCUUCCUACCCAAUUUGCCGAAAUCCCAAAGCCAGAAAACUGGUUAAAUCUAUCAAAGUCGGGGCUUCUUAUCCUUCUUCUUUGGCUUCUUCUUCGUCCUCUUCGUCGCCUUCGCAAAGCCGUGCGAAGCUCUGCAAUCGAGCGAUUCUCGAUCACUGGACAACGAGGUUUUUGUUGCAGAACCAUGGGAACUUCAAGCGAAGCGGAUCUCCGGUUCGGAUCAUGUUCUAUGGCAGCGGAAUGUGGACGGAUUUCCCCGGCCGAGUCGUGGAUUCUCUGCGUUCGGUUUUCGUGGAACGGAGGUCGGCGGCCGAUGUGGUGAUCGGAGGUUCGAAUUAUCUCUUCGAUUUUCUUCGUAUGUUGCAGGUUGAUUUGAGCUCCGGAAAUCGGAGAUCAAUCGCGUGGAUUGACGAGGGAGGUAAGUGCUUCUUCCCGAAGGAAUUUGUCGGCGAGGAAUUUGCGAACGCGCAGGAGAAUACGAAGAUUGAGAUCGAAAUCCGAAUCAACGCGAGGUCGGAGGAGAAAUUGGGGAAGAGGACGAGGGAAGCGAAUGAGGAGAACGAGGUGACGUCGUCGUUUAAGCUGGGAGAUACGGCGAAACGACAGCGUAUUCCGGAUGCUUCCGAUUCCGAAUCUCCGAGGUGGCCGAACGCCAAACUGUUGACAGAAGGCGACGGCGCUUAUGCAACGGUGAUAAAUGUAUUCAUUCCCGGGAUUAGGAAAAUUCAUCCCGGAGCCAUCAUCACCGCAAUUCAUCAGUGCGCGCGCGUGGGACCACUGGAGAAAGCUCGCCGCGAAGUCUUCUACAAGCAGAUGGAGAUUACUAAGGCUGCUCGAGGAGCGGCGAAUGUGGUUUACGCUUGGUAUGGAGCGUCGGCGCAAGCCAUUGCGGGCGUUUUGGCACAUGGGUUUGGUGUGUCUAGCAAGUUCUCUGGGGGUGUCUAUCUGUCUCCCCUAGCCAGUCCUUUUAGAAGUACUAUGCAACAGGAGGCCGAUGAUAAUGGCGAAAAGCAUCUCAUAUUGUGCCGGGUUAUAUUGGGUAACGUUGAAAGAGUUGAGGCUAGUUCUCAACAAUGUUAUCCUUCUAGUACUGAGUACGAUACGGGGGCUGAUGAUCCGAAGAACCCCAAGUGGUUUGUUGUCUGGCUCACCAAUAUGAGCAGGCACAUUCUUCCGGAGUGUGUUGUUAGCUACAAAUCUACUGAUCGUUUGCCAGCCAAAUUGGGGGCUUUUACGCGAUCUAAGUACACAUUUCCAGAGUUAUUUUCGAAGAUUAAGAAUUCCCUUUCUCCCGUGAAAGUUCAGGAAUGCAUAACUAUGUACGAGGCACUCAAGGCGGGAAAGAUAGCAAAAGAUGUUUUUAUCAAGCAGUUCCGUUCAGUUUCGGGGGAGAAAGUGCUGGUAUCUGCGAUUCGGGAGAUUUGUGGCGCUGAAUGAGGUUCUAAGAGGAUGUUAUCUCGUUUAAUAGAAUUUUGAUUUAGAAAUAAGUUGGUCAUGGUCUAUCCAAUGGAUAGAACCACAUGUAGUCCUGCCUUAAAACUAGGAUUAUUUAGAAAGGGAUUUACACAAACUAAAGAACAAUUCUUUCUCAAUGUUUUCUUUUUCCUCCAUUCUUCGUGCUACACAAAUGUAGCUAUUACACAUCAAGUUCAUUGGAAAAAAGUGUUCCUUUUCUCAGCAAAUACCAAUUUAGACUGUUCUGUAAUAGUUUCCAAGGAUUUCUAGGACACAUGUAUACAAAAGAAAAUCAUAUAUACAAUGAUCAUGACUUGAUUUUUACUUUUUACUAUCAUAGUUAUGCUAUAGUGAAUUGGUUUGUAAUAAAAUCUUCUAUUGUCCCCCUCGAACAAGGUAAUUAGAACGUCCUUGUGUUGUUCUGGAACUUGAAAUUCA